This is a messenger RNA of Polypterus senegalus (gray bichir), 2393 nucleotides long. RefSeq names its product ETS-related transcription factor Elf-1-like. The transcript has 9 exons. Gene Ontology annotation, biological process: regulation of transcription by RNA polymerase II; cell differentiation. Gene Ontology annotation, cellular component: nucleus. Bases 468 to 2318 code for a protein of 616 amino acids. The record is from RefSeq and is a predicted model, not a curated record. Gene Ontology annotation, molecular function: sequence-specific DNA binding; DNA-binding transcription factor activity, RNA polymerase II-specific. NCBI's taxonomy places the organism in Eukaryota, Metazoa, Chordata, Cladistia, Polypteriformes, Polypteridae.
AACAAUCUGAGAGAACUGGAUUUUCUAGCUGUAAUAAAUAAGAGCAGCUCUUCUCCAUCUCUAACUAUCCUUUGCCAUCUAGAGUUACACAUUGACAGGAGUACAACGAGGAAGACAAAGCCAGCACCUACACUGGUUCUCAUGCUCAGAUUUGAAAAGGACUUUGUACAACAUUACCUGAUGCCAGCCUGAACAGAGUAUACUGCAUUUCAGGAAGACUUUUCUUGCUUUGGGAUUACUUUGUUUUGUCACUGCUUUGGAUUACAGUCUCCUUUUUGUGCUGAUGGUUUUGCACAUUAUAUGUUGCUGAGCCUCUUGUGGCUCUUGAAUUAUCAGCUGCCAUCCACAGUGUACCAAUAAUAUUGUCGGACAGAAACAUAAUUGCUUUGCAUAUUUCAGCUGUCAAGCAAAUAGUGUGUUUAAUGCAUUCUGCAAUGUGGCACUGAGGCACAGGGGAAUGCAUCGCUAUGGCUGCAGCCGUGCAGCAAAACGAGAUUGUUUACGAAUUUGCCAGCAACUGUAUGGAAGAGCAACAGCUUGGUGAUCCCUCCAUUUUUCCUGCUGUGAUUGUGGAACAAGUUCCCAAUGCGGAUCUCCUCCAGGAUUACUCUGGCCUGGCCUGCAACAAUCGCUCUGUAGAAAUGAUACAUGAAAAUUCCUUGGAUGUUGCUGAGGAACAAAUCAUAGAGGAGGAAGACAUCACAAUUACAGUUGAAGCUUCCUGUCAGAAUGGAGAUGAAACAAUGGAAACUAUUGAAGCUGCAGAAGCUCUUCUGAACAUGGACUCCCCAAAUUCUGUUCUGGAUGAGAAACGCAUUACUCAUGUAAUUGUGCCGUCACCUGGAGAGGUAAUUGCUACCCCAGUUACCCAAGUCCCAGUAAUUACAGAUGGGAUGCCAGAAGUGCUAGAGGUUCACCAUGUUCAAGAAACACACAUGAAACCAGCGGCUCACCAGUUAGAGCUACCAAAGAAGAAAAAAGUCAGAAAGCAAAAGCCGCCUAGACCAGAGUCACCUAAUACUCCUCAUAUCAAUGUGAAAAGGAAAAGUAAAGAUGGAAAAGGUAAUACAUUAUACCUCUGGGAAUUUUUAAUCGCCUUGCUCCAGGACAAAUCAACAUGCCCAAGAUAUAUUAAAUGGACCCAGAAAGAGAAGGGAAUCUUUAAACUGGUUGACUCUAAAGCUGUUUCACGUCUCUGGGGAAAGCAUAAAAACAAACCUGACAUGAAUUAUGAGACAAUGGGAAGAGCUCUGAGGUAUUAUUACCAGCGGGGCAUUUUAGCCAAAGUGGAAGGACAGCGAUUGGUGUAUCAAUUUAAAGAAAUGCCCAAAGACCUAGUAUACAUCGAUGAUGAAGAGCCAUCAUCUGUGGAGAGUUGUGAGAUAAAUGUGGAGCACAACAACCCUGGUACAGCGCUUGCCUCAAAGACUUCACUCAGCAGCAAAAAUACAGCCACAAAGCAAAGGGGAAGGUGCAUAACGACAGAAGCAGCAACCUUGGUAACAGAGCAGUCAGCCCCGACUGAUGGAGCUCUGAAUGCUGCCUUGAACAAUAUAGGAGGCAAAUCUGUCAAGACUUUGGAGCUUAUACAGCAGCACCAUUUACCUGUAGUCUCUGCAGAAAUGCUAAGAACUUUGCAGACCCUUCAGUCACUGCAGGCUGGGCAGCAUGGCUCUGUGUUUAGGACAAUGCAGAUUCUGGAAAACCUUCAGAAUACACAGGAGCUUGGAAAUGAUUCUUCUCAAGGGACAGCGUUAAUUACCAUGCCAGGCGAGUCAUUUGAAAUGAAAAGCGCUUCCCAGAUCCCCGUGGUUGUGACACCAGGUGGGCAACAACUUCAUACGGUUACCCUGCAGGCACUCCCUGUCAGCUCGGUCAUAUCAAGCAGCGAAGCGUCUCCAACUGUUGUUUCAUCACCAAAGAUCUUCUUGAGCACCAUCACGCCUCCUCAGCCUUUGACCUUAGUAAAGGAAAACAUCGGACUGUCAUCUCCCAUCGGGGAGCUGCCCACCUCUCCCUUGUUGCAGAAGCUUUCUCCAAGCCCACAGCCCAUCCUUCAGGCGUGUUACAACGGAAGUGUGCCAGAGGCUGCAGCCUCAGCCACACCAGUGGUGACCUUUGCAGCUGGGGGUCAGCAGCUUGUGUCUCAUCCUCCUGGCACUGUGAUAGCUUCCGUCAUUAAGGCACCCGAGUCCAAGCAGACAGUUUUACACGCACAGGUGUUACAAAGUAAGGAAAGCGAAAGCCCACAGCAUCCGCAGUACAGCGUGCUGGUGUUCAACGAAGUGUGUGCUCAGUCGGAGGAGGAGGACAGUUAGGAGAGAGCCACUCACUGUUGUGAGUAGAAGAGGAAGAAGAAGACAAAGAAACUGGUGCAAAAUAUGGCACUGAUU